Rhagoletis zephyria (snowberry fruit fly) is the source of this 1827-nucleotide messenger RNA. RefSeq names its product synaptic vesicular amine transporter-like. Gene Ontology annotation, molecular function: serotonin:sodium:chloride symporter activity. Gene Ontology annotation, biological process: transmembrane transport; aminergic neurotransmitter loading into synaptic vesicle. Lineage: Eukaryota; Metazoa; Arthropoda; Insecta; Diptera; Tephritidae. The record is from RefSeq and is a predicted model, not a curated record. Gene Ontology annotation, cellular component: terminal bouton; synaptic vesicle membrane.
CUCGGCAAAGUGUCGAAGCUUUUCAAUUGUUCGCCAUCAGCUGAAAGAGUGACACCUGUUGAGUGCCGUAUAGAGAAGGAUAUACAUGCAUACUUACUUAGUUGCAUACCAUCAGUAAUACUUCCGAAUGUAUAAUUUGCUAAACUAAAUUCUGUGGUUCUAAUUUAAUUAGUGAUUUGCGAUUUUGCCCUGAGGGUCACUAAUCGGUGGCUUAUUCGUCAAGCAUAUGGCAGCUCCUGCCACGCAUAAUACUGAAAAUUCAAUUAAAAUGUUCGUUGGCAAUUAGUGCAUGUGUAAAUACAUAAUAUAUACGCACACACAUAUAUUAUUCGGUACGCGUUGUGUGUGUGUAUGUGUAGGCGUUUAGAGCAAAUCAAGUUAUCCGUAUCCUUAUUAAACGGGGAUUAAAAGUUCAUCCAACCGUUGCGUACCUAAAAUAAUAGGUAUGUCUGAACAAAAACCCGGCGAUAUUACGGACGAUCGGAUGCAUUCAAGUGUUGUGCGCACAGCAUCCGAGCUAAAUGCAGCUAGUGGCAAAAGACGCUCUUCUACACCGAAUUUCGGAAAUACAAAUCGUUGUAUUAUUGCUGUUAUCGUCUACUUCGCGUUGCUGUUGGAUAAUGUUUUGUUAACUGUAAUUGUGCCCAUAUUGCCCGAUUACCUAGCGACUAUAAAUAACAGGACACAACACACUCCGUUGGAGACAUUCAACAGUUACAAUGUCACAACCGCUGCUCUCAGUGUCGGUAUAGCCAAUCCCCUCACAUCACCGCACAAUUUGGCCUAUCGGUAUAUUGAUGGCGCACACCAACCCAUACAAACAAUCAUGACGAAGCAUCCGAUACCCAGCAAGUCAAACUUUACGCUGCUGCAUGUCGAUGAUAAAGUAAUACUUACGCCCGCUGAGCAUAAGCAAUUGCGCUACAUUAACGCAGGUACUGGUGGUGGCAGCGGAGGUGGUGGGAUAAUGACGAAAAGCGCAAUCACCGGAAAUUCCACAGGCACUGCCGCCAUACAAAAAGAGUUCGUUAAAGCGAUUGCCAAUGAUGAUAGUAUUGCCGCCAAAUCCGUCACUUCCACCACUACUCGAGCACGCACUGUCACUGACAUCAAUCCUGACGGCAAAGCUACGGGCGGACGUGCAGAUUCAUAUGAUAGCUUGACCAGUGAAAACAGUUCCAUUGGGAUAUUGUUGUCGAUGAAGGCAUUGGUGCAGUUAAUAUUCAACCCAAUCGUCGGCAACAUGACUACUAAAUUUGGUUAUCGAUUGCCGAUUGUAGCAGGCACAUUUCUGCUGCUCUUAUCUUCAUUAGUUUUUUCUGUGGGCGAGACAUACAUGGAGCUGUUACUUGCGCGCGCUAUACAGGGUGUCGGCUCGGCUUGUAUUGGCGUGUGUGGUAUGAGUCUGGUGGCGCAGCUCUAUCCGGAAGAGGACCGUCGCUCCAAAGUGAUGGGCAUAAUUUUAGGUAGCAUAGCUUUGGGAGUAUUGCUUGGUUAUCCAUUUGGUAGCAUACUUUACGAUUUAAUCGGAAAGUCAGCGCCGUUCAUAAUACUCUCUACGGUGAUAUUUUUAAAUUUGGGUAAGUAUGCAACAUAAAUUGCCACCAAACUUUAUGUAAAGUUGAAGAAACUAAGAUCUUAUUCAACAGCAUCUUGUCGAAAUUUUUCGAAAUCUCGUAACGUUUAACUAUCAGUAGUAGCUAAAAAAUUAAAGCUAUAUUUUUUCGAAGACGAAAUAAGAUAUCUAUAGAAUGAGAGGAGUUGGCUAAAUAAGUGUAACGGUAUUUUAAAAACUUUGAAAUGGAGAAUUCAGGAAACGAAAAUUAA